ACUACAUCGUCAGCAGGAGAAGUUCCAGACCUAUCAAAGACAAAGAGAAAGUUGUGGCCAUCCCCAGCCUCUUGGUAUUGGAGUGUUGAUGUGGGAUGAGGUGAAGGUAGGACACAAUAUCAUUAAUCCUAAUAAAUUAUGAUGCUUCAAAUAUGAACUCUGAAAAGUCAAAUGCUGUGCAAAUAUUCUUAUGUGUUCGGGCUGGGUCACGUCGCUCUUAUUUACUAGAGUACACUACAGCCUGAAGUGGGCCAUUUUCAAAUGACCUCCUACUUCUGUUUCAAAACCAACAAACUCUUCAUGUGAAACCCUGAAAUGAAAAUAAGUUUUUCUCAUAUUUAUUUUUAUGCAAAUCAAAUUCAAUUUUUAUUUAAAUGCUUUCACAUUGUAAAACAUAGGCAAAAGGUAACUCAGAAAAAAGCUAUUGUAAUCACAACUAUAAUGUUAUAUAUUAAUAGAUCUUUUUUGGGCAUAUUUUGCUCUCAAGGUUCAAAUGAAGGUAGCACGGAACCUUAAGGGUGGGGGAAUAACGGGCUUGACCAUGGCAGAAGAUGAGUUGCCUGCUGUUUACUCAUCAGCCAUCCAGAGUGGUUGCCAGAAGACCAGCUACAUUGUACAAUUUCUUUGGAGGGACCUUACUUCAGGCUACAACAUGAUUGGCCCUAUUUUCCACUUCCAAAUUCAAUGGAUUCGAACACAUUGCAGGAAUUCUUUCAGAAGUGUUUAAAAGCAUUCAGUGCCUAUGGUUCUAGGGUCUCCAUAGUCCUGUGUGAUGGUGCUUCUUCAAAUCUGACCCUUCUUAAAAUGUUGUGUGGAUUACCCAGGGCAAUUCUGCCUGUCGCUGAAGAUGUGGAAGAAUUGAGUGAAAAGUACUAAGUAAACAUGUCUUUCACCAAUCCUGAGGAUCCGAUUGGCAAUCUGAUAUUAGCAAUGAUAUGUCAAAAUCAUCAGCUAAAGAACAUGAUAGCUGCCUUACACAGCUCAAGAACAAGUGGCUCAAAGAGGCUCACACUGGAUGGAACCCUUUUUGGAUGGCAGACAAUUGAAAAGAUCUACAGCCAAGAGAUGGAAAGAGCCGAAAGGGGUCAAAGCCGCAAAGUCCCUGGUCUAAAAUAUGCAUUUGUGUACCGAGACAAGUGGAUGCAUCUCAAUGUUAGACCAGCCAAGAUCAUGCAGGUAACAAACUUAUUUAACCCAAAAUGUUUUACAUUAGAAAAUAAUUUCAUUGUUCCAAAAGUCUGCAGCAGAUAUUUUUGGAUCAACUAAUCAUGUUUCCUUUUUUAGUAGUGGCUGUUUUAUCAUGAUACGAGAAAGUUCUGAGAGUUGCAUUUGCUAAGUUCAAAUUGCUAAAUAUUUGGUCUGUUUGUUAUUAUUUUUAUUACAGCAACGUUACAUGAUUUCUGCAAUCGAUUAGCUGAGCAAAGACCCGAAUCAGGGGAGUGCCAAGCAUGUUGUCAGUUUCCUAGAAGCUUGCAAUCUCAUUUUUGAAAAGGGACUGCUUGGUAAACGGAGAAUAAAAAGCAUGGAGAGCUCUGUCAUUCAAAAUAUCAAGAAAGGAAUGGAUUUCUUUGAGAAAUGGAGCCAUAGUCAUGAUGAGGUAUGUUUAAUACCAGUAAUCAUAUCUUACAUACUGUGGUUGGUUUGGAAUGAGACAUCUGAUGAUAUUUUAUUUUCUCUUGGGAUUCUGUCAGUGUAAAAUGAAGUACUAAAGAACAAAAUGUCAAUCCCAUAUUUCUGUUUUAAGGGAUUAUGGUAAUAUUUUGUUCUUGUUCAGUACGUAAACAACAUAGAGGACAACAAAUUUACUUUUUGCUUUUUUUUUAUGAAGUCAUUAAUUCCUUUUUACCAAUUUGCAUUGGAUAAUAGCAUUUUGAAAUGAAGUGUAAUAUGCAAUCUUCAUAAGGAUCUUUGUGUUACUUCAAGCAGUGGGAGGGGGAGUCUUUGACCCUUAAGUAUGAUUGGUUUAUUGAUUUAAUUGCCCUGCAGUGUAUAUUCUAUUACACAAUAUUAGUGAGUGUUACAAUGUUUUGUCAUCAAAUUAAAAAUAAUUAUUUGUCCUCAGAAUACCCUGACAAUACCAAGAAGUCUAGGCAGGAAACGUUUCUUGCAUGGCAGGUUAGUUACUAAUGUUUAAAAUAAUAAAAAAAAUGAUUUUGGGUCAAUUGGCAAUGUUUUAUUUCUCAAUAGAAGUAGCUAGUGCACAAAGUUUUCAUUAAUAACCUGGAAUAAUCCCUGUCUCCUUAACAGUCUAGCUAUCACUUGUUAACUUGAAAAUUGAUGAGUUCUUACCUCAGCCCUGAUAACAACAACCCUAAACAGGCAGUGAAACAGUAACUGUCACUUGCAUGCAAUCAUGGACAAAUCAUUGAUAUUGCUAUGGAUUACAUUGACAUAUGAUCCUGAAUCUUGAUUACAAUUACGUAAUGUCAGUGAAGAUGUAUUGGGCCAUUUCUCUGAAUCUUAUUCUAUACUGAACUGUCACUAUUUUUUUCAUAGACAUGGGAUCUUCUUCGAGUUGUUGUGCAUGAUUUUCUUUCAUUCUGUGAAUGGUUCUUUACCAGUGUGUCACCAGAUGGAAGAUAUUUCAUCACUCCAUUGCGAAUCAAUGGCAGUGCUUUGGAAUCAAUUUUUAGUGUUCUAAAGCACACAAGUGGGGGGAAUUUGUCUCCCAUUGCUUACUCUCCUGCAUUGGGAAGACUCAUUAGCAGGAAGAGUUUAGCUCAAAACAAUAAUUCUGAGAAGGGUUACAGAGACCAAAGUCUUAACUUAGAUGGAGGGUUAAUUUCAACUCAAGAUCAAAUUUCCAUACCAUGUAGCAUUGUCUCCAGGGAUCUGUGCAAAUUUAUUUGUUCUCUUUAUAUCGCACAGUCCUCAAGAGGAGGAAGGCAAGGCAGCAAUGCCUGCACUAUUAUUGCUGUUACAUUUAGAAGUUUCAUUGCUAUGGACACAGUUGCCACAGUCACGGACUUCUUUAUUUGUAAAUGCAAUAUGUGACGGCAAUGAUAUGUAUGAUGAGUUGUA
Orbicella faveolata is the source of this 3021-nucleotide messenger RNA. RefSeq lists its product as uncharacterized. The record is from RefSeq and is a predicted model, not a curated record. Lineage: Eukaryota; Metazoa; Cnidaria; Anthozoa; Scleractinia; Merulinidae.